CUGGCAUCCAAAUGCUAAUGCUAACCGGUAAUGCUAACAUCUGUCAAUGUUCUUUACAUGUGUGAGUUUUACUGGAAAGGAAAAGGAACGUUUUGGAUGAAAGGAUUUUCCUUAAAAACUACCAGCAGUUGGAUUUAUGAAGGAGUGGACUGAGUGUUAGGGAGCUGUGUUCAUUAACAUUACAGUCAAAAUAUUACACUUCAUCAACUGUCCCAUGACAUGAGGAGGAUCAUAACUAACAUGGUUAAUCAAUUGCUUUUGGGCAAUUCAGCUAGUUUACAUUGUGAGAAGAUGUCUAGUGAAAUAACACCAAUCACUUCCAGAGGGAAGAAACUGGUGGUAGGACUCGGGAACCCUGGUAUGAACGGCACACGGCACAGUGUUGGCAUGGCUGUGGUUGCAGCACUGGCAGAGACUCUGCAAGUGUCUGAUCAGUGGAAACCAGACAGACACGUAUCAGGAGAGGUUAUUGUUACGGCUUUUCAAGACACACAAAUUGUGCUUCUCCGGCCAAAACUGCUCAUGAAUGUCAAUGGCGUGAGUGUGGCGAAGGCAGCAAGUAGAUUUUCUAUUCAACCUGAACACAUUGUCUUGGUACACGAUGAACUUGACAAACCGCUUGGAAAACUUGCCAUCAAACAUGGAGGGAGUGCAAGGGGUCACAACGGUGUCCGGUCCUGUAUCGACUGCCUUCACACCGAUGUUAUGCCACGACUGCGAAUCGGGAUCGGGAGACCCUCAGGAAACACACCCGUGAACAGACAUGUUUUGGGGAGGUUUUCUAAAGAAGAGCAGAACACGUUAAGCUUUGUCAUGGAGCAGAGUGUAGAAGUUUUAUUAAAGCAAAUCACAGAGCAACAACUCCAACCAACUCCAGCAGGGGGCAGUAGAGAAACACAGAAAAGGAAAAAGAGGCCACCUUCGUCAGUAAAGGAGCCUGAGGAAAAAACCACACACAACUUACCUGAACUGCCAAUAAGCUAAUGAUUAUAAACUCAUGACUCUGCUGAUUGUGGAUGUUUGUAUUGUAAAAUUGAAUAAAUGACAGUUCGGUUUUAAGUGGACAUUUGGCAGUGUGAGAGGGAAAACAGUUACUCAACACAUACAGAAAAGUUAAAUCCUAAUACCUGAGAACAAUGUAAUUUACUUUAGGCUACUGUUAAUAAGAGUUAUUAAAAUAUAUAUAAUAGUUGUGUAGAAAUGUUGUGUUAGUUAAACAAGAGGUGCCAAAUUUGUUUUAGGAAUUUGUAUUCAGUAUAGUCCGGUGUCAAGUGAGCUGUAGCAAAAAUAUCAGUAGUUUUACCAAAUUGUAGAUGAUUUGAUAUGCAAUACCACAUGAACUCAUCAGCUCUUCUAAAAUGUAUUCAAUUAUUGAAAUGUAACCCCUGAAUUAGACAUAGUUACAGUGCAGUUUAGCUUGCUGAUGAAGAAUUCUAUAUCGUUAGUUUAGUCAGUAAUGAGUUUGCCAUGACUUUUCACAUCUGUGUUUAUCACAAGUGGAAUUACAGUGAUUGGUCCUUCCUUUAAAAA
This is a messenger RNA of Tachysurus vachellii, 1530 nucleotides long. RefSeq names its product peptidyl-tRNA hydrolase 1 homolog (gene ptrh1). The transcript is spliced from 5 exons. The record is from RefSeq and is a predicted model, not a curated record. Lineage: Eukaryota; Metazoa; Chordata; Actinopteri; Siluriformes; Bagridae. Gene Ontology annotation, molecular function: peptidyl-tRNA hydrolase activity. Bases 220 to 984 code for a protein of 254 amino acids.